Cottoperca gobio is the source of this 2015-nucleotide messenger RNA. RefSeq names its product proteinase-activated receptor 3-like. The record is from RefSeq and is a predicted model, not a curated record. Gene Ontology annotation, biological process: phospholipase C-activating G protein-coupled receptor signaling pathway; blood coagulation; positive regulation of Rho protein signal transduction. Gene Ontology annotation, cellular component: plasma membrane. Gene Ontology annotation, molecular function: thrombin-activated receptor activity. Lineage: Eukaryota; Metazoa; Chordata; Actinopteri; Perciformes; Bovichtidae.
GUUUGGGGAAGUGUUUGGGACUUCAGUGCACCCGCAGAGCAGCAGCAGCAGCAGCAGCAGCAGCAGCAGCAGCAGCAGCAGCAGCAGCAGACAGAGGUGACAGCUUUGUAAUGAGAACGCCGAGCGUUACAAGAAGCAGAGAGAAGUGAGAAUCUUGUUGAGUGUUGUUAACGAUACAAAUAAAUAGAAAAUGGGGAAACUUCUUCUCUUUUUCCUCGUUUUUGUUCUCUGUCUGAGCGGUACUCUUCAGAACAACGGGAACAGCUCGGGGGUUUUGGUUGCUGUGCCCAGAACAUUUUCAGGGGUGCCAGUCAUUCAGACAAAAUCCUUUGUUGUCCUGAACGGGACACAAGCUCCCAUUUCAUCUCGUUCCCCUCCAGCACUGCAGUCCCUAAGCAACACCACAGCCGGGUUCCUCCACGGCGCCCUGAGCACGCGGGUCAUCCCCGUUAUUUAUUUGUUGGCGGUCACUGUCGGGAUCCCAGCCAACAUCGCCAUCUUGUGCACGCUGGCCACUAAAAUCAGAAAGGUGUCCUCCGCCAUCCUCUACUGCAGCCUUGCCGUCUCCGACCUCUUCCUCCUCUUCUCCCUCUUCUUCAAGGCUCACUACCAUUUCCAUGGAAACCACUGGGUGUUCGGAGAGGCUGCGUGUCGCGUGGUCACGGCCUGUUUCUAUGGCAACCUGUACUGCUCUGCCCAGACGCUGGCGUGCGUCAGCAUCAAGCGCUACCUGGCUGUCGUGCACCCGUUCAUGUACAAGAGUCUCCCCAAGAGGGCGUUCACCGCCUGGGUCAGCGUGGCUGUGUGGGGGGUGUUUGGCGCCGCCGUCGUCCCCGAGCUCCUCGUCCAGCAGAGCUAUUGGCUCCCUGAGGUGGAGCGCAUCACCUGCCAUGACGUGUUGCCCCAGCACUAUGACUCCCACAUCUUCCUGCUCUACUACAACCUGUUUCUAACCGUGAUCGGCCUCCUGCUGCCCCUGGUGGUCACGGUCGUGUGCUUCGCCCGGAUCGUGUGUGAGCUCAACCGAUCCCACCACGACUGGGCGAUGUACAUCAAGGCCAGCUCCCUGGUGUUUGUCAUCUUCUUGGUGUGUUUCGCUCCCGCCGGAGUCCUGCACUUCCUCCAUUACGUGCAACUGUUUGUGGAUGGAACAGAGAGUUUGUACGUGCACUUUAAAGUGGCGGUGUGUUUGUGCUGCCUCCAUGCCUGUCUGGACCCCUUCCUCUUUCUCCUCAUGUCCAAGUCUGUAGGCUGCAGGCUUUACUCCAGGGCCUAUAAAGGAAAGACCCUGAGUUUAUCUGUCUAAGAGCGACCCACGUGGUGCCAAAAACUGCUGAUUUUGCAGCAGAUAAAUAGGGAAAUGUUCUCUGUGGCUGGAAUCCAAAGAGAAAGCAAAAUUGCAUUGACUGUAAAUAUGACAAACAAGCAAUGGCCAGACUUUGUUGUUACAUUAAUUGUGUUCUCCGCAAGUAGAAUAAAUAUAUUUUUAUAUAGCGAUAGUUUUCUUGUGUGUGAGUCUGUGCCAAAAAGAGGGAAUGGAUGGUAAAUGUGAUAAUGUAUAAUGUGUUGUAAAAAGGAAAGAGUAUGCAUUUAUAUAUAAUAUAAUACAUGGUUUUGUUUCAUAGUUUUAUAACAAGAGUGUUGUUUUUAUUAUUUUCAUUCUGUAGAAUUCGGAGGAAAUAAUAACACAAAAUAUAGUUUUUUAAUAUUUGAGUUGAAAUUGAAAUUGAGAUGUACAUCUAACAAGGAAUAACAUGAAGCAGAUUGAUUUUAGAAAACGAGCCUCGAAGGCUUUUCUGUAUUCCUGUUAUCAGAUAUUGAGCUAUGACGAUUAAACCAUAAUCUAUGGUGUCCAACGUGGAUGUUUUGUUUAUAGCCCAGAAAUAACUGAAGCCAAUUUCACUUUGGCAUUUCCUGCUCAGCCUGUAACCGGAUGCAGUAUGCACACACACACACACACACACACACACACACACACACACACACACACACACACACACACACACACACACACA